This is a messenger RNA of Trypanosoma cruzi, 1350 nucleotides long. RefSeq lists its product as uncharacterized. NCBI's taxonomy places the organism in Eukaryota, Euglenozoa, Kinetoplastea, Trypanosomatida, Trypanosomatidae. The record is from RefSeq and is a predicted model, not a curated record. The transcript has a single exon. The coding region runs from base 1 to 1350 and encodes 449 amino acids. Gene Ontology annotation, molecular function: nucleic acid binding; zinc ion binding.
AUGAGGUCGGAUCGAUAUGAUGUGGCUUCUACGCCUCCCGCUGAUGGGAACGAUUUGGUCACCUGCUCCGUUCACGGUAGCCGGCGGUUGGCCAGGUUCUGCGUUCGCAUUCCAGUGUACAACGCCGACCGUGUCAUGGUUGGAUACACCUAUAAGUGCAAAGAAGAGAUGCAGUGUGCGGCUUCGGCGUCUAGGAAUUCUUUUGCCAAGCAACAUGACAUUAGGGGUGUUGCUGAAAGUCGAGACGAUGCCUCUCCGGAAUUAUUGACGAGGUCCGUGGCAACAACACCAACAACGGCUGCGGGCGUUGUUGCGGCAACGGAAAAAGAUGCUGCUCCGCAGCAACAAAGGACUGGAGCUGCGCGCGGUCCCAACCGCUACUACGACCUCACCAAGCAGCGGGACUCGGAUGCGGCAGGGAAGAAAAAGGUUUGCUGGAACUGUGGAAUGGAGGGACACGAAAAACCCGAGUGCUGCAAUACAUUAUGCAGAACGUGCCACACCACAAGGGGUCAUCACCACCUUUGUCAAGAGCCACGCCCAUCACCUUUUCUGAACUUGUCUCCCACAACUCUUUUAUCAGAGGAUAUGUCUUUUGUGCAGUGUGUAUCCUGUUCUUCAUUUGGUCACUUUGAUUGCUCUGCGUCCCGAGAAACGAGGAUUCCCUCGUGUUGUUUUUGUGGAGAGAGGGGGCACAACGCCUAUGACUGCAGUCGGCGGAAGAAGCGAGUGCCGGACCGUUGGGUAACUCGUGUAAAAGAGGCGGAGAACGGCAUGGCUUAUCGGGAGAAUUCUGGCGCUUCUGCUGUGUUGCCGUCAGUUUUCAAUUCCCUUUCCACCGUGUAUGCCUCUCCUGGCUACAAUCAGGCUUCUGCGUGGAGAGAGAGGGGUGCGCCUUCUUAUGUCGCAAACUGGAAUGCCGGCAGGAGAGAAAAUGGGUCUUACGGUGGGGGUGCUAGCAGCGGUGGGUACUACGCGACGAAUUCCCGCCCCUACAAUGAUAGAUCGCCCUAUUCUGGUUACAGCGGAGACAGGCACAAUGUCUCUCAUACGAGGGAAACGGAUCAAUAUGCAAAUUACGGGUUGAAGCGCUCUCGCUGGGGUGAUGAUGAGGAUUUAUCUCGCAAUAAACAUCAUCAGCAGAGCCGGACACACGACCACUAUCGUGGCUUUGAUUCGAAUCAACAAGGAAACCAAAGGGUAGGCAGGAACCAUGCUGGCAGCAGAGGCGAGGGAGAGAAGCCACAUGUACGCCAAUCAUAUCACAACAACGGCCGCUAUCAGCAGAAACAACGUCGUAGGAACCGUGGUGGGAGCGACAGUGAUGAUGAUUACGAAAAUUUGUUUUAA